AUGACGGAUGCUGCGGCGCGGGAUGCAUACACCGCCUAUGGCGUGGAUUUGAUCCGUACAGCGGGGCUUCUUCUGCGAACGACACCCUCCACAAUUUACCGCGCCUCGAUUCUCUUUCAGCGCUUCGAGGCGUCCGUCGAGACGCACUUCCGCUCUCAGUACAUCAGCGCACUCGACAUGCCCGCUUAUCGAAAUGGUCUCAACGAGGAUCUGAAGCGCGCCCAACUCGAGUUGCUGGCUGCCUCAUCGCCGAACGGCAGUCCAUCUAUGACGGAGAAGACAUGUGAUGCUGCGAGCAAGCCUGCGUACCCUGCCGGCGUCGAGUAUCUCGUGCCGAACCACGUGCAGCUCAAGAUGCGUACCGGUCUCGUUCCUUUGGUCGACCUGCACGCCCCACUCGACUACUGCAUUCAUCACCUGUCGGACCAUGAAGACAUCAUGUAUCUCGUGGCGGCAUGCCUGCUUAUUGCUACCAAAAUGGAGGACCCGUCAACGCGCAUUCGCGCCGUGGUGAACAUCUGCAUGCGACUGAGCCUACGCCGCAGCGGAACACCUGUGAAUGAGCAGUCCAAGCCCUCUCCUCCCCGUUAUGAAGAUUUCAAGGCUUGCGUGGUAGAGGCAGAGGAGGUUGUCCUGCACCAGCUUGGCUUUCAGACGUUUGUCGAGAGCCCCUACAAGUACGUGCUACUGUACUUGAAUAUCUUGGUAGAGCCUGCCCGUGACGACGCGCAGAGCGCCAUCGGCGCCGUUAGGGGUGACCCUAGUGCUGGCGCGAACGGCACGACUCGUCCAAGCGUCACCGCCGCAGCAAAAGCCGCACGACCGCCUGCGGCUCUCACGCAGUGGAUGAUACGUGCGGUGCAGGUCGUGAACGACCUCCCGCGAUGCCGCCGGCUCCUCGCUGUUCCUGCCGACGCGCUCGCCAUCUACGCCAUACAGCAAUCGUGUCCGCCCGACCUCACUCUACCCAACAAGUGGUCCACGGCGUUUGGGGUGAGCGAGCGUCUUCUCAAGGCCAUCUCGUAUCGAUACGGGGUAUACAGCAGCAACAGUGCUGGAAAUCGUCCUGCGACAGCCGCGUUGGCAGACGCGCGAGCACUUAGCACGGUUCCGCUGUACCGCACCGUUGCUGAGCGGGAUCAGUAUAACCUUGCCAUGGAGCAACUCAAGGUGGCUCGAGAAACUGCCGCAGAGGCGAGCGCCAAGACCUCGCUUAGUGUAUCGCCCGCUCCGCCACCGCCGUCGUCCUCCGGCGCCGCAGGGCCACUGCCGUCAUCCUUUGCCAACCCGGCGAGCAUCGAAGAACUGCGCGAUCUGAUUGGUGCCUCCCUCCCUUCCGACGCCGUCCAUGACUCGUCGAGACGCCGUUCGCGUCACGACGACGACGAGAACAUUCUUGUGCGGAAGUCGAAGCACGAAAAGCGCCACCACAGGCAUCAUACCGACGACGGAGAGCUGCGGCGGCGUCGCCAUCACCGCAAGUGA
Messenger RNA from Leishmania mexicana MHOM/GT/2001/U1103, 1485 nucleotides. RefSeq lists its product as hypothetical. The record is from RefSeq and is a predicted model, not a curated record. The transcript has a single exon. Lineage: Eukaryota; Euglenozoa; Kinetoplastea; Trypanosomatida; Trypanosomatidae. Bases 1 to 1485 code for a protein of 494 amino acids. Gene Ontology annotation, molecular function: cyclin-dependent protein serine/threonine kinase regulator activity. Gene Ontology annotation, cellular component: nucleus. Gene Ontology annotation, biological process: regulation of transcription by RNA polymerase II.